Molecule: messenger RNA, 582 nt
Organism: Exophiala mesophila
Lineage: Eukaryota; Fungi; Ascomycota; Eurotiomycetes; Chaetothyriales; Herpotrichiellaceae
Exons: 1
Coding region: 1-582 (193 amino acids)
Molecular function (GO): acyltransferase activity, transferring groups other than amino-acyl groups
Source: RefSeq, a predicted model, not a curated record
AUGGCGACACAGUUCUCCUUACGAGUCUUGACCACGAGAGAGCUCCUCGGCGACAGCAUUCUAGAGCCAUUGCUUGUUAUGAUCAACGAGGUCUAUAAGCAUGAUGGGGACGAUGGAUUUCUGGAUCGCUUCUCGGGCGUCAAUGAUUUGACAGAAUCGCUUGGUGAAUUUGGUAUCUGUGCUGUCGUCCAAGAUAUGUGGAACAAGCAGCUUCCUAUUGCGAUGGUGGGAGCGAAACCCUGGCCGGAAAAGGCACACCCAACAGCAUUCGACUCACAACUUGGAUGUCUUCACUGGCAAAUAGGCCCUGCUGCAUCAGAAGUGAGCCCAGAGUAUCGCAGCAAGGGUUUUGUCGAACAAUGCCUCGCUGCAUUGCAGGACCGAUUACUCCAGAUGAGUAGUGGGAAUUCCAUCUCGUUAUGGGUGAGCGUCGCCAUUGAGCUAGAUCGCAAUAUUAGGUACUGGAAACGACGGGGGUUUGAACAAAUCGGAGACCCUCGCAUCGUUCCAAUAGGUCAGUGGCAUCUCAGUAAAUCCUUCAACCUCGUCGAUAUGAAGAAGGAGGUUGGACUGGAAGCCUGA